Messenger RNA from Aspergillus terreus NIH2624, 3030 nucleotides. RefSeq lists its product as uncharacterized. Lineage: Eukaryota; Fungi; Ascomycota; Eurotiomycetes; Eurotiales; Aspergillaceae. The transcript has 4 exons. Gene Ontology annotation, molecular function: protein binding. The record is from RefSeq and is a predicted model, not a curated record. Bases 1 to 3030 code for a protein of 1009 amino acids.
AUGGCGGAAAUGACCUAUCGCAGUUGGUCUCCUGAACCCCCAGCCAAGGGAGACCCAAACGGGCCAAAAAGCAAGUCAUCCCAGUUUCAAAGUGACAAGAAUCGAAAGGCCAUAUGGCGACUUCUGGGGAACGGGUUUAACAUUAACGAUGGGGGAAUGGAUGUCCAAGCAGCCUUGCACUGGGCCGCAGAGCAAAAUGAUGUUGUCGCGAUUCAAAUCUUAUUCAGCCUGGGCGCAAGCGCAACUGGGACAGCCCUCCGCUACGCAGCCAGUGGAUGGCGCUGUGCCUCCGCGGUUCAGCUCUUAAUUGAUCACGGAGCAGAUAUUGGAGCCCGGGAUGAGCCGCAUGGUCGGACAGCCUUGCAUUUGGCCGCCCUCAUGUCCGUCGCAGAUCACGUUCGUGUGCUCCUCGACAACGGAGCCAAGGUGAACACCCGGUCAGGAAGAGACGAGACAGCCUUGACUCUUGCCGCUUUCGCCGGCAAAGCAGCUACAGUGAAGCUCCUUUUGGGGCGGGGGGCUGACGUCUCUUGUGCUGACAGAUCCGGGUGGACUGCUCUCUCGCACGCCUGCGAUGGCCAGGACAAGCAGGAGGUCGUGCAACUUCUCCUAGGGGCAGGCGCAGACAUAAAUAUUCGAGAUAAGGACGGGUGCACACCUCUUUCUCGUGCCGCGCAAUGCCGGUCAUCUAUAAAAACAAUCGAGUUGUUGAUAGCCACGGGUGCGGCCGUGAUAACUCAAGAUAACUAUGGGAACACUCCACUGGCUCUGGCUGCUCGCCUCGGGGAUGUUGAUACUGUUCGGUGCCUCGUUGAGAGAGCGCCUACGUCCCUGCGCAUGACCAAUAACGCUGGUAAAACGCCACUGGCCCUGGCUGCGGAGUACGCGCAGAUUGAUGUACUUUGGCUUUUAUUCGAGCUGGAGAAUAAAGAUGGCGGCGCUGAUCUCGAGCAACUGGAUGCUAAUGGCGACAGCUUGUUAGCGGUGGCAGCUGCGCAUGCCCAGACCGAAGUAAUCAACGCUCUCCUCAGCAUGGGAGCAAAUUUGAAUUCCGUCAAUGUCAAGGGACGUAGUCCACUGGCUUUGGCAGCCCAGCAAGGGUACGCUUACGCGGUGGAAAUGUUGAUAGAGGCGGGAAGUAAUGUGGAGGCCGAGGAUAAUGAUGGCUAUACUCCUAUCGCUUUGGCCGCGAUGGAAGGAUGCGUCGAUGCGGUCCAAACGCUUCUCGAUGCUAGUGCGAAGACAAAUCUCCGAUGCCAGAACGGGCUAACAGUCCUGGACUUAGCCAGGGCGCACAAUCAGCAACAGAUUGUCCACCUUCUUGCCCUGGAGCAAUGGAAGCAGACGCUGCUGGACCAAGCGCGAAGGGCGCCAUCCCAUAUCGCUUCCAAUUCGCCCCAUUCACAGCAAUUAGCUUGCCCUCGAAGCACUAGAGUGUUAACGUUGCACGCAGGUGGCUUCGAAGAUCCAAUUUGCUGUUCCCUGGACGUUAUCAACUACACAUCCCGGCAUUCCCAAUACGAAGCCCUGUCCUACCUCUGGGGCUGUGACAGCCCCAGCUGUGACAUCUGGAUUUCGGGACAGAGAGUCCUUGUUCGGGAAAAUUUAUCCUGGGCCCUGCGUUACCUGCGCGAUGAGAAAAGCCCUCGGGUACUAUGGGUGGACGCGAUCUGUAUUGACCAAGAAAAUAUCGCGGAGAAGAGCAUGCAGGUCCAAAAUAUGACGGAAAUUUACAGAUCUGCAUCGAGUGUCCUGAUUUGGCUUGGCCAGGGAGACGACCUGGGACAUGCUUUCUCCCUUGUCGAGUAUCUCACCUGGAAGAAAGAGAGAGCUCUUCGUACCGGCUCCUACCACGAUUUGUGGGAUCAAUCAACUCGACCGCUUGCCUCCCUUCUAGACCAUCCGUACUUUAACCGGGUUUGGAUCUAUCAGGAGAUUGUCUGUUCCAAUAAUGCCACCGUGUACAGUGGGACCUUCAACUUAGGCUCUCCAGAAAUGUACUCCAUUCCUUGGGACACUAUAGCCAAGUUCUAUCAUCUGGUUGGGGAAAGGGAGCUUAAGUCGGAAACUUGCUGUCUCUUCUUGAAGUUCAGAGGGACAGCCAAACAACCUUGCCCGUUGACAAAGUCUACUCCGUCCUUAACAGCAGUCGAAGCUUUUACGCAUGUAGCUAGGGUCCUGAUUGAGUCACGGCGUGACCUGCGAGCCUUGAGCGCCGUUCAGCACUCUGCCGAAGAAUCCUGCCUUCCAUCAUGGGUCCCCGAUUGGCGUAGAUCCUGGGAACAACGACCUAUCCUGUUUGGAACCUCGGAGCGUGCAGACCCCUUGACCUUCUCGGGUGCUGGCGCAGAACGGAGGCGGCGGCUGCAGGCAUCCGAGUUCACGGCAAUGGAUGCCAACUACGGAUCGAUUGAGAAAGCCCAGAGAAGCUUUGAUGCAGUGGGUGGUCGUCCUGUAUCCCUUGAGCCGUCCGAGAAUCCGACAGAGCUGGGGUUGAAGGGAAGACGCGUCUCGACGAUUAAGACUCUGGUCGAGUUCGACGACGAUGUAGCAGUCCCGGAUGAUUGCCUCGAGACCCCUAUUAUGUCAUUCUUCUUACGCGACUUGAGCGCCUCCUGGCAGUCGCCGUACCCUGGCAGCAAGGAGGAGACCUAUUGGGACGCUCUCUCCCAAACAAUAAUUGCCGACCAGAAUGAAGAUCUCGCUGACUUUGAGGAGCUCCGUUUCCCGGAACCCGAAUCCAGAUUUGAGGAAGGCUUCGUGGAGCUUUUGCACUACAGGCAGCGAUGGGUCAACGAAAACCGGACCCGUCGACUUUUCCUCACGGAAGAUCAGAGGGUUGGACUUGGGCCCGCGCACGCACGACCCGGAGACGAGAUAUGUAUUCUCUUUGGUGGUCAUGUUCCAUAUAUCGUCCGAGGCUCGGGGCGUUCGCGAUUUAUCGGCGAAUGCUAUUUACACGGUGCGAUGAAUGGUGAAACGCUGGACAAUGGAGAUGACCAGGACGAUAAAGUAUACAUAUUGCAUUAA